This is a messenger RNA of Onthophagus taurus, 1371 nucleotides long. RefSeq names its product Phenylalanyl-tRNA synthetase, mitochondrial (gene PheRS-m). Gene Ontology annotation, cellular component: cytoplasm; mitochondrion. Lineage: Eukaryota; Metazoa; Arthropoda; Insecta; Coleoptera; Scarabaeidae. Gene Ontology annotation, biological process: phenylalanyl-tRNA aminoacylation. The record is from RefSeq and is a predicted model, not a curated record. Gene Ontology annotation, molecular function: ATP binding; tRNA binding; phenylalanine-tRNA ligase activity.
CUGUCAAUGUCAAUAACCAAAAUAACCUAAAAAAUCUCUGUGUAAAAAAAAUGUUAGAAAUUCGAUAUAUUUUAAAGAUUUACCCCAAAAGAAAUAAUAUUCGGCUUUUAUCAUCUGUUGCAAAACCGAAUGUAAAAACUGAUUUAGUAAUAAAUAACGUAAGUUUUAAAAAUGACGAUUUUACAAAUAUAACCCCAAAAAUUCUUUCUCACAUCGGUAAAAACAUCCACACUCAAAAAUAUCACCCUCUAUCGAUGGUAAGACAAAGAAUUGUUAAUUAUUUUUAUAAAAGAUUUGUAACGAAUCGUGGAAAUCCUAUUUUUUCUAUGCACGAAAAUAUUUCUCCAAUUGUAACAACGGACCAAAACUUUGACUCUUUAUUGAUACCAAAAGAUCACCCUUCGCGGUCUAAAAGCGACUGUUAUUAUUUAAAUAAAGAUUAUUUGCUGAGAGCGCACACAACUGCACAUCAAUCUGAAUUAAUUCAAUCUGGUUUAAAUGCUUUUCUGGUGAUAGGAGAUGUUUAUAGACGGGAUGAAAUUGAUCGAACUCAUUAUCCAGUUUUUCAUCAAGUUGAUGGGGUUUUAUUAAAAACAAGAGAUAAAGUUUUUCCUCAAGAUGAAUCGUUAUCGUUAUUUGAAAAAGGAAAUAAUACAAAUGGGAUUAGAAGUCAGCCGAAACAAGCCUGUCAUACUUUAGAAGCUGUUAAAGUUAUGGAACACGAUUUAAAAUCAACUUUAGAAGGUUUAGCAAAAGAAUUGUUUGGUAAUGUUAAGCAACGAUGGGUGGAGACAUAUUUUCCAUUUACAGACCCAUCUUGGGAAUUAGAAGUUUGGCAUAAAGAGCAAUGGAUGGAAAUUUUAGGUUGCGGAAUAAUGAAACAAAACAUUUUAUCUAAUUCAGGAGUAAACGACCGAAUUGGAUGGGCGUUCGGUUUAGGAUUAGAAAGAAUCGCAAUGUGUUUAUACAACAUUCCCGAUAUACGAUUAUUUUGGUCUGAGGAUUCUGGUUUUUUGAAUCAGUUUAAAACGGAUGAUAUUUAUAAACAGAUUGAGUAUAAAGCAAUUAGUCAAUUUCCUCAGUGCAACAAUGAUAUUAGUUUUUGGUUACCUGAUGGGUAUUCAAGCAAUGAUUUUUAUGAUUUGGUACGAAAUAUUGGAGGAGAUAUGAUCGAACAAGUUUCUUUAAUCGAUGAAUUUAAACAUCCAAAAAAUGAGAAAAUAAGUCAUUGUUAUAAAAUUACUUAUCGACAUAUGGCGAAAACUUUAAGUCAAGAUGAAGUUAAUAUUAUUCAUAAAGAAAUUGAGAAAAGUGCUAGUGAACAAUUAAAUGUUAAAAUUAGAUAAUAAAAAUUGUAUAAGUUGUAUAAAA